Messenger RNA from Musca domestica (house fly), 1972 nucleotides. Its product is annotated as mediator of RNA polymerase II transcription subunit 15-like. The record is from RefSeq and is a predicted model, not a curated record. Bases 45 to 1709 code for a protein of 554 amino acids. Gene Ontology annotation, molecular function: protein binding. NCBI's taxonomy places the organism in Eukaryota, Metazoa, Arthropoda, Insecta, Diptera, Muscidae. The transcript has 3 exons.
UCCAACACCAACAACCAUUAAAAUCCACUUCGCAUGAUCCCGCUAUGCCAUAUCCUGAUUUCAAACAAUAUCCCAUACCCGACCAGCAGCAAAUGCAGAAGUACAACGAACAGCAUGACAAAUAUUUGCAACAACAAAAAUAUCUAACACCCAGAGACCCGGUGGCCUACUAUCAGCAGCAGUAUCACCAGCAACAGCCACAACCACAGCAUUUAUACCAACAACAGCAGGCACAGCAGCCACAGCAACAUCAGUCUCAGCCUCCAACUUAUUCAGUUCAACAACCUGCCUAUUCGGCCGCACACAACAAACCAGUUCAACUGGCUGCAGGUUUGUCGGCACAACCUUCCAUACCCAUACAUGAGCUAGGAUCCUCCAACGCUCAAACAGGCCACUCACCAACAGCUGCCACAAUUUCCGCCACCAACCAACAGCAGCAGCAACCACAGCAACAUCCAAUAUCCUAUGGCCAUGGCCAUGCUGCUGGUCCAGUGAAAAUGUAUUCCGUGUAUGAGGAAAACGACAUGACCGAAUUGCACAACAAUGACUAUCAAACGGCCCAGUAUGAGAGCUUGGAAAAGGAGGCCCAGGAGUAUCUGAGAUUUAUGAAUACCAAUGAUUACUUCUUGCCCAAACGGGAUCCCAACUAUAGACAGAUUGAUGAGGAAAACGAUCGGAGGCAACAACAAUACAGCUUGCAGAAGAAACAGCAGCAGCAGAGCUACUCCCCAAUAGCUGCCGGUUCCUCGCAGUAUCCCCAACAAACAUAUCACCCCCAACAACAGUAUUCCGCCCCCAAAACGGAGCCAAGUCAACAAAUCUAUUACGGGCAACAUCACCCAGAUUCCUCAGUGGCUGCCUCCCAUUCAUCCUCUGCCCCUGCCUCCUCCUCCUCUUCAUCCCAGUUCAAGGAACCCAUACAGGUCUCCAAGCUUUUCUAUCAAGAUGAGACCCCCUCAAAUGGAGGCGCUGCUGGGGCCUCAACGGUGGUAAGGACCAGCUAUCAAACGGCCUAUAAUGCCAAUCAUUUUGGUAGUGCCGACAAGGGUAUAGUCAAAAAUUCCGCCACCUCCUCGUCGCCGGUGAGUGUCAACAAUGUCUACAGUCAGGUGCGUCAAUCAGCCCCCGUCAGCGGCAACAGCAAUCGCACCCCUGAACCCAUACGUUUUGAAUUUACCGAACGUGAUGCCAUGGUAGGUGGUAUUGCCUAUACCCAUGCUCCUCAGACCCAUUAUAAAUAUAAGGCAGUGGAUACGCCAGUAACGCCGAGAAUAUCAGGAGUGGUUAACCCACAAGCAACAACAACCACAGCUUUACCUUCCACAUUAAGAUCUUCGGCGUAUUUGGGCGAAAUUAAACCCAUCGUUGAGGUGGAAGAUGAUCCCGAGGAUGAGGAUGAUAUUAUGCAGCAGGCUGGUUCGAACUUAUAUGGACGCCAACCGUUGCCAAACAAAAAUGGCAAUAAAGCCCCGGACACCAAAGGCAACAGCAGCGGCAGUUCCACGACAACGGAAGCUCCACCCAGUGAACAGAAAGACAACGAAGACUAUUGCGAACGGAUUUGUGCCAUUGUCGAAGAUGAGAAUGAAGAAAUUGUCUGCGGCUCCGAUGGCUACAUGUACACCAGUGAGGCCCAAAUGGAAUGCUAUGCCUCGUGUUUGCGAAUUGAUAUUACGAUACAGGGGAAGGGUUCGUGUUCAGCGAGAUAAAUGAAGAUGAGCGCGGCGACGUUUUGUAGAUUUAUUUAUGCAGAUGCCCAACAAAAAAAGAUCAACGCAUCUAUUAAACUCAAAUUAGUGAAUUAAAUAAAUUAAUUUAUUUUAGUUUUUAAUGUUUUAUUUUAGUUUUAGAGAUAAGAUUUUAUAACGAAAAAGAAAUGCAAAAUUUUCGAUUCGAUUAAUUGAUAAAGAAAAAGUAUUUAAGAUUAAAAAUUAAUUUAUUAAAAAAAAAAAAUUUCGUAUUCUUUUAUUUU